AUGAAACACGGGUCGAUAAUCUGUCAAUUAGAUAACACCGAGACACUGGAACACUUAGCUGAUGCGAUCAGAGCCGAUGCACAGCAAGAUGUUGACGUCGAGCAUAUUACAGAUGGAAACACCCGCUCUUCUGGGGUGGAUGAAAGCGAGUUCGCCAAAAACGUCAGCGCCGCUGCUCAAUCCUUUAUUUCCGCCAGCCCCAACAGUCUCGGUCCUCCUAUCAAUCCCUGUGCUCGAUAUCUAUUGGCAAAACAAUGCGGCAAAUAUGGUCGUAGAAACUCAACAGUGUGGAUCUCGCCAUUCAUCCCAAAGUUGGACAAUGAGGGCGGGCGUCGUGGUCUGCUGGAUCAUCAAGUUACUGGAAUCGUGUGGUUGCUCUCCAGGUUGUUUGGGGAUCUCCCAACGUUAAAGUGCAAGGACCCCCUGGAGGGAACACUCUGCUCGAAUAUCCAAUCUUUGGCCGAUGCAGAUAAUCGCGACCGUCUUAAGGGUCCUAAGUACUUCGGUGGAAUUCUAGCCGACUCGAUGGGUCUUGGGAAGACACUCAUCGUAGUUGCCUUAGUGAAUAUUUUGAUCAGUCAAGGGCUGAAUACCAUGCGUAGGAAGAAUGGCAAGAUCGAGCAUCUUCCUAUUCUACUUAUAGCUCCAAAUGCUACAGUGGCAUGCCAAUGGGUACAGGAGUUUAAGAAUGUCCUUGACGAGUCCACUCUUCACCAGAUUAUACUUUCCGGUCCCGGUCUCGAAGAGAUAACAAACACUGUGCAUCUAGACCGCGAAAGUUUUAAUCAGUGGCCGGCUCCACUGUGUUAUGUCUGGGAUAAGAACGACAGUCGUGCGUCAAAAGUCAUCAUCAUCACGACCAUGGAAAGCUGGGCAGGGAGAACUUGUUCCUUUAAAGCCGACCAAGACCAAGGGGGGUGGAGCUCAACCUUCACACGGAAGAAACGAUCAUUCUCACUUGUCAUCGUUGAUGAAGCAUAUAAAGUGAAGAAUCACAGGACUAAAAACUGGCGGUCCGUUUAUCUUCUUAAGCGUCAAUUCACUCUUCUUAUUACCGCCACGCCUUGCAUGAAUUCACUUACUGACAUGUUUGGGCUUGCCACACUGCUAUGGACCGGAGUUGAAAAAUACUUGGAUCAAAACCCUACAACGCGGGAUGAAAUGAGGAAAGAGUUCCAAGAUCUGGAGCACCUUGACGAACUCGACAGCUAUCCUGCAUCGCAUGACUUUCAGCUAGUGGCAGGACGGCCAGGCUUACUUACUAAGCUUCUCUUCAAGAAAGGCAAUGCGAGAACCCAUGACAUCGAACUAACGCGCCAGUACCUUAGACACUUUGAAACACUCGCCAUGUUAAAGAGGUCCCCGAGCUCAUAUAUAUACGCCGAUUGGGAGCAGUCUAGCCUGGUAUCUCUAGAGGGGUUAUUCCCCAAGGUCGAAAAUUAUACUGUCGACAUUAGUGCUGGACAAGCGUAUGAUGGAGAGUACCAGACGGUACACACUGAUCUUCUCAUUGAAUAUCUCGAAUGCUUAACGGCUUGGGGAGGGAUCUCAGACGAUGGGGGUAAAAAGCCGAAGAAAGAAGAAGAGGAAGCGAAGACAUCUAUCAUGAACGCUAACCGACUUCUUCAGAUCGCCUCUUCUUCUCUAGAUGUGCAUGAUCUCAACACAAUAUUAUUGGCAAAUGGCCAUUCGACGCUUGCGCCUGAAAUCGCCAAAAUGCGCGAGAACGAGGUGGAUCUUCGUCGCCUAGUUCAGUUUUUGCUUUUGCCGACGGAUGUGAAACCAGACACCCACGUUGGCUGGAUGAAGAUUGCCACGCGGAACUCCCCUAUCCUCCGCUACAUCCUUCACUAUAUUCAUAAAAACAUACUUACUAGGGAAGAUUCAGGCAAGAUCAAGAAACUGCUAAUCAUUGAGCAUAGUUUAGUGCUUGCUUUCUACUACGAGCUUGUCCUGCAAUUCUUAGGUUUUGAGUGCCGUUGCAUGCAUGCUCAAUUGACUUUGGGUGAACGUCAGCAACUGGUUGACAGUUUCAAUAGCAGCGAUAACGAUUCAUGCCAGAUAUUGAUCCAACUAUAUACUGUUGGAUUUGCUGGAACCAACUUGCACAAGAGCUGCUCGCGUGUCCUGGUGGCUUCUCAGGCACACAGCAUACAGGUCCAGUGGCAGGCCAUGCACCGAGUGAUUCGAGUUGGCCAGACUUCUGAUGUUACCGUCCACAGAGUGAAACUCAAGAACUCAUACCAUGCAUUCCGAGAGAGCCGCCAAAUUGAGAAGUUACUUCCCGAGCUUGGCUCAAGAGCACAAGGAGACACGAAGAAAGUUCUGGUCUUACUUCUUAAUCUAUUUCAAUAUGAGGUUCGCGAUGCAUGGAAUUCUCCGGAGGGUCAAGAGCUCCGUCGUCAGAGAAAUCUACUUGAUGAAGAAGACUCAGACAAGGAAGCAGAGUCUCCAGCUUCCAAGAAAGUUAAGAGUACUACCAAGCUCGAGGUUAAUGCGGAAGGCAAGCAUAUCAAGAAAGAAGAAGCUAAGAGGAUCAAGAAAGAAGACGAAGAUGAAGCGUCCAACAAAUCCCGAACAAGCAAUUCCCACAGCUCUAUUUUCAAGAAGCGAAAGAGGCAGACGACAGACGAGCCGAGAAUCGGAGACGGCACAGGCGGUUGGUUUAAUCAGAGCUGCGGUUACACUAGGGACGAAGAGGCUGAGACUGAGGAUUUCCUAAAAUUACGCACCCGUGAUGAGUACUAUGGGGAAUUCAUCGAACUGCCAAGGGAUGUGAAGAGCGUCUUCAACCAUUCCAAGAACAGCCUGCGCCGCCUCCUGUCGUUCGGCAACAGCGGCGGGGAACUCUCCACGAAACCGUGGGACGAGGAUGAUCUCGAAUUCGCACCGACAUUAGAGCGCGCCCUCGAGCUCAUGCUGCGCGUACGUCUCGGCGCAAGGGACAUCGCCAUGCUACCAUUCCCCAUGAUCGACCUCUCACAGACCCCAACACAUCGUCGCGCAGAGCUGCAGCGGCUUAUCGCCGGUCUGAAGCAUACGGAUCAGGACUUCCAUGUUGCCCGUGCUGCGAGCACAGGUGACAGAGACAGCAAGGAUACGCUGCGAGAGACGGAUCUCAAUCAAUCCCCUGAGCAGAUUGAGGCAGAUCUCAAGGUACAUCAUCAGUACGGUGAUCCUGAGAGUACCAAGGGCGCCGCGAAAAAGGGGAAGUCGGUAGCGGUGGAGACGGCGAUCAAGAAUUUCGCUGAUGUUGCUGGUGAUUUGGGACAGGAAGACGAGAACGACGAGGGUGAGAAAAGGAGAGAAGAAGAGGAGGAGGAGGAGAACGAUGAGGAUGCUGACGAGGAAGAUAACGUCGUGUAA
Molecule: messenger RNA, 3366 nt
Organism: Xylaria bambusicola
Lineage: Eukaryota; Fungi; Ascomycota; Sordariomycetes; Xylariales; Xylariaceae
Product: P-loop containing nucleoside triphosphate hydrolase protein
Exons: 3
Coding region: 1-3366 (1121 amino acids)
Cellular component (GO): nucleus
Molecular function (GO): DNA binding; ATP-dependent chromatin remodeler activity; ATP binding
Source: RefSeq, a predicted model, not a curated record